This is a messenger RNA of Ochotona princeps (American pika), 1372 nucleotides long. It is a transcript of the gene ADORA1, whose product is annotated as adenosine A1 receptor. The transcript is spliced from 3 exons. Gene Ontology annotation, biological process: G protein-coupled adenosine receptor signaling pathway. NCBI's taxonomy places the organism in Eukaryota, Metazoa, Chordata, Mammalia, Lagomorpha, Ochotonidae. The record is from RefSeq and is a predicted model, not a curated record. Gene Ontology annotation, cellular component: dendrite; membrane; synapse. The coding region runs from base 321 to 1328 and encodes 335 amino acids. Gene Ontology annotation, molecular function: G protein-coupled adenosine receptor activity.
CCCUCCCGGGGUGCGGAGCCCGAUUGUCACUCAGCUCCCGCGCCGGGGGCGACCGAGGCGCCGGCGCCCAAAUCCAGUCCCCGCCAGCCGCCACCACCUCCCUGGACGCCGGUGGUCCGGCUCUGGCUUCUCCCGGCCAGCACCUAGCGGUAGGCUGCCGGAGGCGCGGGGGACUGUCAGGGCGUGGGGGCGCUGGGACAGACCAGCUCAGGUGGCCAACAGCUGCUCCGGCUCUGGUGACCUUGGGCCUCCCUGACCACAGGUGCCUGCUGCGUGCCCCCCCAGUGCCUGUCUGCUGAUGUGCCCAGCCUGUGCCCAGCAUGCCGCCCUCCAUCUCGGCCUUCCAGGCCGCCUACAUCGGCAUCGAGGUGCUCAUCGCCCUGGUCUCCGUGCCUGGGAAUGUCCUGGUCAUUUGGGCUGUGAAGGUGAACCAGGCUUUGCGGGACGCCACCUUCUGCUUCAUCGCAUCACUGGCCGUGGCUGACGUGGCUGUGGGAGCCCUGGUCAUCCCACUGGCCAUCCUCAUCAACAUUGGCCCUCAGACCUACUUCCACACCUGCCUCAUGGUGGCCUGUCCUGUGCUCAUCCUCACCCAGAGUUCCAUCCUGGCCCUGCUGGCCAUCGCCGUGGACCGCUACCUCCGCGUCAAGAUUCCUCUUCGGUACAAGACGGUGGUGACCCCACGGAGGGCAGCGGUGGCCAUAGCUGGCUGUUGGCUCCUGUCUUUUGUAGUGGGGCUGACCCCCAUGUUCGGCUGGAAUAACCUGCAGGAGGUGGAGCAGGCCUGGGUGGCCAACGGCAGCGUUGGGGAGCCGGUGAUCAAGUGCGAGUUUGAAAAGGUCAUCAGCAUGGAGUACAUGGUGUACUUCAACUUCUUCGUGUGGUUGCUGCCCCCGCUGCUGCUCAUGGCCCUCAUCUACCUGGAGGUGUUUUACCUGAUCCGCCGGCAGCUCAACAAGAAGGUGUCGGCCUCGGCUGGCGAUCCGCAGAAGUACUACGGCAAGGAGCUCAAGAUUGCCAAGUCACUGGCCCUCAUCCUCUUCCUCUUCGCCCUCAGCUGGCUGCCGCUGCACAUCCUGAACUGUAUCACCCUCUUCUGUCCCACCUGCCACAAGCCCAGUGUCCUUGUCUACACCGCCAUCUUCCUCACACAUGGCAACUCGGCCAUGAACCCCAUUGUUUAUGCCUUCCGCAUCCACAAGUUCCGCGUCACCUUUCUUAAGAUCUGGAACGACCACUUCCGCUGCCGGCCUGCGCCGCCUGCGGUCGCAGCCGCCACUGCUGCUGAGGACCUCCCAGACGAGCAGGAGGGGAAGCCCAACGACUAGCACUGCCCAGUCCUCUGCUCCUACACCUGGGCUGUGGAGGCCCC